Molecule: messenger RNA, 2862 nt
Organism: Gilbertella persicaria
Lineage: Eukaryota; Fungi; Mucoromycota; Mucoromycetes; Mucorales; Choanephoraceae
Product: coatomer WD associated region-domain-containing protein
Exons: 6
Coding region: 233-2812 (859 amino acids)
Biological process (GO): intracellular protein transport; retrograde vesicle-mediated transport, Golgi to endoplasmic reticulum; endoplasmic reticulum to Golgi vesicle-mediated transport
Cellular component (GO): COPI vesicle coat
Molecular function (GO): protein binding; structural molecule activity
Source: RefSeq, a predicted model, not a curated record
UUUUUUUUUUAUUGAAAAGUACCUCAUCUUUUCAGCUUUUUCAGUUCUUUCUUACAACGCUUCAUUUUCACAGAAAACAGAGAAAGCUAUUCAAUCUUAAAAAUGGUAUUUGUCGCAAAAAAACCCCUCCCCUCUUUUUGAACAGCACAGGAGAGAUACUAGUUCAGAUUUCAUCUCUUAAUGCUUUUGUUAUUAUACGCGUCCAUGCUAACUUUCAUGUCUUUUAUAGGGUAUGCGCAUCGACAUCAAGCGUAAAUUAUUGUCGCGUUCUGAACGUGUCAAGUGUGUGGACUUACAUCCUACCGAGCCUUGGCUCUUGACCAGUUUGUACAGUGGUAAUGUUCAAAUCUACAACUAUGAGACUCAGGCUCUCGUAAAGACUAUUGAAGUAUCUGAAACACCAGUUCGUGCUGCCAAGUUUGUUGCUCGCAAGAACUGGAUCAUUACAGGUGCAGAUGACUCUCAAAUCCGUGUUUUUAACUACAACACACUUGAAAAAGUAACUACGUUUGAAGCUCAUCCUGACUACAUUCGUUGUCUUGCAGUUCACCCUACACAGCCUCUUUUAUUAUCUGGUUCUGACGAUAUGACCAUUCGUCUUUGGGAUUGGGAAAAAGCAUGGAAAUGUGUUCAGGUCUUUGAAGGUCAUGCUCAUUUUGUGAUGCAUUUGACUUUUAAUCCCAAAGAUUCCAACACAUUUGCUUCAGCCGGUCUUGAUGGUAUGAUCAAGGUGUGGUCUCUUGGAUCUAGUGUACCCAACUUCACACUGGAUGGCCAUGAAAAGGGUGUCAAUUUCGUCGACUAUUACCAAGGUGGCGAUAAACCCUAUUUGAUCUCUUGUGCUGAUGAUAACCUAGUCAAGAUUUGGGAUUACCAAAACAAAAACUGUGUUCAAACCUUGGAAGGCCAUAACCAAAAUGUCAAUUUUGCUGCCUUCCAUCCAAACUUGCCCAUCAUUCUCUCAGGUUCUGAAGAUGGUACAGUCCGUAUUUGGAAUUCAGACACAUACCGUCUUGAGAACACAUUGAAUUAUGGCCUUGAACGCUCAUGGUGUAUGGCUACACAAAAAGGCGGUAACAAUGUUGCAUUGGGUUAUGACGAAGGUGCUGUUGUUAUCAAGUUGGGUAGAGAAGAACCUGCUGUGUCUAUGGAUGUCUCUGGCAAGAUCAUCUGGGCUAAACAUUCAGAAAUCCAGACAGCCAAUAUCAAGACAAGCAUGGAUGAGGCUAUCAAAGAUGGCGAACGAUUAGCUUUGCCUAUCAAAGACCUGGGUAGCUGUGAAGUAUAUCCUCAAACACUUCAACAUUCUCCUAACGGUAGAUUUGUUGUUGUAUGUGGUGAUGGUGAAUACAUUAUCUAUACUGCCUUGGCUUGGAGAAACAAGAGUUUUGGUAGUGGUCUUGAUUUUGUCUGGGCUGAUGAUUCCAAUGUAUAUGCUGUCCGUGAAUCUACAUCCCGUGUCAAGGUAUUCAAGAAUUUCAAGGAAAGAGCAGGUUUAUUGCCCAAGUUAAACUAUAGUGCUGAGGGUAUCUAUGGUGGUUCUUUGCUCGGUGUUCGUGGUAAUGGCUUUUUGAAUUUCUAUGACUGGGAGAAUGGUCAAGUUGUACGUCGUAUUGAUGUUGAUUCCAAGAGUGUCUAUUGGUCUGAUGCUGGUGAUUUGAUUGCUAUUGCUUCUGAAGAAUCCUUUUAUGUCUUGAGAUACAAUGCCCAAGCCUAUGCUCAGUUUGUUGAGAAUGGAGGGGAUCCAGGAGAAGAAGGUGUUGAAGAUGCAUUUGAGUUCAUUACUGAAGUGGCAGAAAAUGUCAAGACAGGUACCUGGGCUGGUGAUUGUUUCAUCUAUACCAACAGCAACAACCGCAUCAACUAUCUUGUGGGCACAGAGACAUAUACCAUCAGUCACUUUGAUAAACCCAUGUACUUGUUGGGUUAUGCUCCUAGAGACAAUAGAAUCUAUUUAGCUGAUAGAGAUGUUCAUUUCUACAGCUAUUCUUUGUCCUUGACAGUCAUUCAGUACCAAACUGCUAUUCUUCGUGGUGACUUGGAAGCUGCUUCUGCUCUUUUGGAUUCCAUUCCUAAUGAUCAACGUGGCCGUGUUGCUCGCUUCCUUGAAUCCCAAGAUCUUAAAGAAUUGGCCCUUGAGGUGACUACAGAUAUUGACCAACGAUUUGAUUUGGCUAUUCAACUUGGUAAACUCGACAUUGCUUCAGAUAUUGCACACCAAGUAGACUCUGAACCCAAGUGGAGAACAUUGGGUGAUAUUGCCAUGUCAUCCUGGAAGUUCAAGUUGGCAGAAGAAUGCUUGAUAAAAGCAAAGGAUUUGAGUGGUUUGUUACUUUUCUACACUGCUAAUGGUAACCGUUCUGGUAUUCGACAAAUUGCAGACACAGCCAUUGAGCAAGGCAAAAAUAAUAUUGCAUUCACCUGUUUAUUCGAAUUGGGUGCAAUGGAAGAAGCUAUUGACUUACUUGUCAAGACAGAACGUAUUCCUGAAGCAGCCAUGUUGGCUAGAACAUAUGUCCCUGAUCAAGUCUCAAAGAUUGUUGAACUAUGGAAGUCUGGACUUGAGAGCAAAAACCGUAAAAAGACUGCUGAUAGUUUAGCAGAUCCAAAAGAAUAUCCUAAUCUUUUCCCAGAACUCAAUUCAGUGUCUCUUGUUGAUAUUGAUGCUAAAGAGGAAGAGGAAGAACAAGAACAAGAACAAGAACAAGAACAAGAACAAGAACAAGAACAAGAACAAGAGCUUGUAGAUGCUUCUGAAGGUGCAGAAGAGCAAGAAUCACCAAAAGAACAAGAAUCACCUUCUCUCAUCUAAUACACUUACAAAAAAAAAAAAAAAGGUUGUCUUUUUUGUUUAUUUUUUCU